This is a messenger RNA of Elaeis guineensis (African oil palm), 1316 nucleotides long. The record is from RefSeq and is a predicted model, not a curated record. NCBI's taxonomy places the organism in Eukaryota, Viridiplantae, Streptophyta, Magnoliopsida, Arecales, Arecaceae.
UUAGAGGAUAGAUUCAGUCAAAUACCUCGCCUGGAGAAAAUUGCAUGUUCGGCUUUAGUUUCCUUCCCCACUGGUUACAAAAACAGAGUGCGGAGGAGGGGGGAGUUUUGGGAGAGAAGCGAGCUCUUCUUCGGGUCUUUCCUCUCACCCAUUUCGACGACGUCUGCAGCGAAUUCCCAAUUGGGAUUCCUAUUUGGCCUGUUGGAAUCCCUCAAAUCCAAUUUUUAUGUCAAAAAUGACGUGGUAGGAGGGGUUUGGGUUUGAUUUGUCAUUCUGGGAUCCGGAAAUUCGAUCGCGGUUGUCGUCGAAAUCGAACAAAAUUUGGUUUUCGAGGCGAGGAAGCCAUUUCUCGUCCGAGAUUUCGAAGAGCUGGGUUGCUGGUUGAGAGGGAACCUGGUAAUUUGACAUGGAUCUUGCUGAUUGCUGUUUUCUUUAAAGAUCCAUCACGAAUCGUUGAAUUUGAUCCGAAUUGUUAGGGAUUUGCCUUUGUGGACACCAGAAGUUGUCGGAAUUUAUGAUUUUGGGUGGGAUUGAUUGGAAUUGUAGGCAGGAGAUCAUGGAGAAUUGAGUGGAGGGUUCUCUUUCUUCAUCUAAAGUGGUUUUCGAAUGGCUGGAGAUGAUUUGAUUGAGCUCAAAUUUAGGCUUUUUGAUGGCACGGACAUUGGGCCAAGCAAGUAUGAUCCUUCGACCACCGUUGCAUCUCUCAAAGAAACCAUCCUGUCUCGAUGGCCGCAAGACAAAGAAAUUGCUCCAAAAACAAUAAAUGAUUUGAAGCUCAUCAAUGGUGGGAAAAUAUUGGAGAACAACAGGACUCUUGCUGAGUCCAGGGUACCGGUUGGAGAGCUUCCAGGUGGUGUAAUAACCAUGCACGUUGUUGUGCGGCCUCCCCAACUUGACAAAAACAGCGUUUUCUACAGAGAAACAACUCGCAAAUGCCCCAAAGCAGAACAGAUGUGCGUGCACAAUCCUGUGAUACCAGAUUGUAAUUCCUUAGAUCAUCUCCGGUCGGCUCUUUGGUGUCAAUAUUUUCACUGUUAGUUGAUUGGCGGGCUGCAAAAAAUCAGUCAAAUGGCAUUGCUGUUGCAUGAUGAUUUGGACGUAGCUCCUAUACAUGAUAACGAUAGUCAUCUUUUUUAUGACUAGAGUUUUGCUACGGUCCUGGGGUUUAGCCCAUCUGAUUGCGCAGGAGGAAUUGGAAACAUGUUGUGGUUGUAUAACUGGGGGUUUUGAGACAAGAACUACUUGUUUGCUACUUUGCUAUGAUCUUUGUAUUAUCGAAUGAUUCUUUUUUAAAAGAUUGAUUCUAUUUCUGAGAA